Molecule: messenger RNA, 890 nt
Organism: Solanum verrucosum
Lineage: Eukaryota; Viridiplantae; Streptophyta; Magnoliopsida; Solanales; Solanaceae
Product: proteasome subunit beta type-6
Exons: 9
Coding region: 118-828 (236 amino acids)
Cellular component (GO): proteasome core complex
Molecular function (GO): threonine-type endopeptidase activity
Source: RefSeq, a predicted model, not a curated record
GAGCUACCAAGUAUUUCUUCCUCUUCACGUAAUAGUAUAAGCCAAUUCCAAUUAGUAUUUUCAUCAUUUCUUCAAUUUACUUGUAGCGCUUUGCCAGUUUGAUCGAUUUUGUGGAAGAUGGAGAAUGCUUCGGUCGAUGUUAACCAGCCCCACUCCAUGGGCACCACCAUAAUCGGUGUUACUUACAAUGGCGGCGUUGUACUUGCUGCUGACUCUCGCACCAGCACCGGAAUGUAUGUUGCGAAUAGGGCUUCUGAUAAGAUCACUCAGCUCACUGAUAAUGUCUACGUUUGCCGCUCUGGAUCAGCAGCAGACUCCCAAAUUGUUUCAGACUAUGUUCGCUACUUCCUGCACCAACACACGAUACAGCUGGGCCAGCCAGCUACUGUCAAGGUUGCUGCGAACCUUGCAAGGUUAUUAUCCUACAACAACAAGGAUAGGCUCCAAACAGGACUGAUUGUUGGUGGUUGGGACAAAUAUGAAGGAGGAAAGAUCUAUGGAAUCCCUCUUGGAGGCACAGUCUUGGAACAACCUUUUGCUAUUGGAGGAUCAGGCUCUACUUAUUUGUAUGGUUUCUUUGACCAAGCAUGGAAAGAGGGAAUGACUCAAGAAGAAGCUGAGAAACUGGUGGUCACUGCAGUAUCUCUUGCCAUUGCACGAGAUGGUGCUAGCGGUGGAGUUGUUCGGACUGUAACUAUUAACAAAGAUGGAGCUACAAGAAAGUUUUAUCCAUGCGAUUCCCUUCAACUUUGGCAUGAAGAACUAGAGCCGGUGAACUCCCUGCUGGAUGUUAUGUCUGCAUCAAGUCCUGUUCCAAUGGUCAGUUGAAACUGCUGCUGCUAUACACGUACUCUUAUCGCGUGUUCUGGAUCAUUUCUUUUUUUUCCCUU